Messenger RNA from Gallus gallus (chicken), 2470 nucleotides. RefSeq names its product autophagy related 4A cysteine peptidase (gene ATG4A). Gene Ontology annotation, molecular function: protein-phosphatidylethanolamide deconjugating activity. The record is from RefSeq and is a predicted model, not a curated record. Lineage: Eukaryota; Metazoa; Chordata; Aves; Galliformes; Phasianidae. The coding region runs from base 680 to 1642 and encodes 320 amino acids. The transcript is spliced from 13 exons.
GGAGGAGGAGGAGGAGGAGGAUGGUGACGGCGGGAGGAUGGAGUCAGGUGAGGGGCGGCGGGGCCGGGGCCGCGGGGUGAGAGGAGCGGCGGGGCCGGGGUGAGCCCCGCGGAGCGGGCCCGGCGAGAUCGCCGAGGUAAACCCCGCCGGCCUCGGCGCGAGGGCCGCGCCUCAGGGCUCGGGGCGGGACCUCGGGGCCUUCUGGCCGGGACGGGGGGCCGGGCACCGCGCCGCGGCGUUGGCUCCGGGAAGCGCGGUCCGCGAGGGCGCGCCGGGCGGUUCCGGGAGCCGCCGUACAGCCGUGCGGACGGAGCGCAGCGGGGCGGCUGUGUGACAGCUGCGGGCGGGCGCUGCGCCGCUCUCACACGGCGCCGGCGGUGGUCGCUCGCCCCGUGUUACUCGUUCUUCCUACUUGAAGAGCGACGUAGGGUCGCGUUUGCUUUGGCUUUAUGCUUGCGUUUUAUCCAGGUAUGAAAACCAGAUCACUAUUCUGUCCGACUACUUAGAAGAAUUUCCCGACACCGAUGAGCCGGUGUGGAUUCUGGGAAGGCAGCACCACUUGAACGAAGACAAAUCCAAGUUACUGCUGGAUGUCAGUGCUCGUCUCUGGUUUACAUACAGAAGAAAGUUUUCGCCUAUUGGAGGCACUGGUCCUUCGUCUGACGCUGGCUGGGGAUGCAUGCUGCGAUGCGGGCAGAUGAUGCUGGCACAGGCACUGAUCUGCAGGCAUUUAGGAAGAGAUUGGCAAUGGGAAAAACACAAAAAACAACCAGAAGAAUAUCACAGAAUCCUCCACUGCUUUCUAGACAGGAAGGAUUGCUGUUAUUCCAUCCACCAGAUGGCACAGAUGGGUGUUGGAGAGGGGAAAUCGAUUGGAGAAUGGUUUGGACCAAAUACAGUUGCUCAAGUAUUAAAGAAGCUCGCUUUAUUUGAUGAAUGGAAUUCACUGGCUGUUUAUGUAUCUAUGGACAAUACAGUGGUCAUUGAAGACAUCAAGAAGAUGUGCCGGUCCCCUCCCCAGAGCAGCAGCACAGCCCACAGCAGUGCACAUUUGCACAGAAGUGCUCUUGGCCGAAACAGGAACGCAGCAGGACUCUGCACAGGCUGGAAGCCCCUCUUGCUUAUUAUACCUCUACGACUAGGGAUAAAUCACAUAAAUCCAGUAUAUAUUGAUGCAUUUAAAGAAUGCUUUAAGAUGCCACAGUCUUUGGGAGCAUUAGGAGGGAAACCAAAUAAUGCUUAUUAUUUCAUAGGAUUUUUAGGCAAUGAGCUGAUCUAUUUGGACCCUCACACCACCCAAAGCUUUGUAGAUUCAGAAGAAAAUGGCACAGUUGAUGACCAGAGCUUCCACUGCCAGCAAGCCCCCCACAGAAUGAAGAUCAUGAAUUUGGACCCUUCGGUAGCUUUAGGCUUCUUUUGCAAAGAAGAAUGUGAUUUUGAUAACUGGUGCAGUCUCGUACAAAAGGAGAUUCUGAAGCAACAGAGCCUACGGAUGUUUGAGCUGGUCCAGAAGCACCCACCCCACUGGCCUCCGUUCAUACCUCCAACGAAGCCAGAAGUGACAACUACAGGAGCAGAACUCAUUGAAUCUACUGACAAGCUGUUUGAAUUGGAAGAAGAAUUUGAAAUCCUGAGCGUAUGAAGGAAACUGCGGUGACUCUUCUGAGUACUGAACACAUUGGUAAUAUCAUUGCAUUGACUUACAGCCAUGUUAGCCCCAAAGUGCCUGAAAUUAUGGAAAACAGAGCACGGAAUCCAAGUAGCAUCCGAAACUCCAACGACAGUUUAACAAGAGCUUCCCCAGAUGGAAAGGCAAUACAAGCUCUUGUAGUGAGAUGCUUAACGGGAAUCUCUUUUUAAUGUAUCUUACCUGAAGACAAAUGGACCUUCAAGAUUAAGGCAAAAAUAAGCGUAUCGCUGGGCUCCAUGUUUGGAGAAAGGGAUAACCCAAACGGAUAUUUCUUGCUCUCGUAUAAUAAUGCAAUAGUUUAGUUCUUAAAGCAAAACAGUCUUCAAUUAAGGAGGAUGUUUACUUCUGUUCCCUCCUGUGGGCUGCAUCAUAGGAAAAAAAAUACGUUGUCUUGUUUAAAAGAUGGACUGGAUCAUGAGAAAAUCGUUUCCUUGUUAAAUAUUUUAACAUGUAUCUGAGCAACCACACUUUAUUACAAAAAUGUUUCUGUAAAAGGAACUGUGUCUAAUGUAUACAUUUUGCAAUAGCCUUCCUGCUUCUGGGAGACCUCGAGAGGAAUGGGAGACUCAAAUAGUUGAUACAGAUCACAACCACUGUUAUAGUUAUGGUAUAUUUCACCCUGACCUUAACAUCGAAAUCAUUAAAACGUAGGUUAUUUCUUUCAGAGCUAAAAAGAGUCAAAGGUGGUUUAACUGUACCUUAUUUAUUUUAAAAUAGAUUUACACAAACUUCUGUUACAGCACUUUAUCUGUGCAUCUAAUAAAUUUCUUAAGCUUUUCA